UUUGAUUUGAUUUGAAUAUUUUAUUACAUAUUUACCUUGUAUUUGGUUUUUGCUUACAUUUGUUAUCAAAUUCUGCUUGAUUAAAAAACAGUUGGUAAUAUACAAAUAAAGUGUUGAUAAUUUGACGUAAAUCGUCUCACUAAAAUGUAAUCCGAAAGGAGGUUUUGCGCCAAAGUUAUUACUUCAUCUCUAAGACUUAACAGAAAUCCUUUGACAUGUCUGAUAAUCAAAUUGAAGGAAAUCAUUUGCCUUGGUCUAACCUCAGCCUUCAUCUUCCUAUUUGGGUGCAGUCGCCAAUUUACUUCUCCGUUUCGAAUCCUAGUUUUCUAAAGAUUUACAAGAUAUUCAUUGGAUAUAUUUCGCAGGGGCAAUAUUUGCGUAGUUACCAGGCAUUCAAUGGUAGUAAAAUUUGUUCCUAAAUCAUCCAACAUUCUCCAGAGCCACGAUUCGUGAGCAGCUAAGACAAUGAUACACAUUCAUACGAAUUCACAAUCAAAGAGAAUCUACCAGCAUUUUCCAGUUAGUAGUUUCUUCUACUUUUGAGUUUGGUAGAUUUCCUGCAAACACUUAGCAUUCCAAGAUUUUACCGAUAGCAACGAUUUUUAAGCCUAGAAAUGCUGAUAAAAUAAUUUCUGCAUUAGUUGUUGUUUAGCGAUUGUUAAAAUUCUACUAAUCUUCUUUUUCUAAACUGUUCGCCUUGUCCGCAAGACAAUAGGCUGGGUUCUUUUGUGAAAGACCGUAUAGUUUGCAUACCACCCGCAUAUCCUCACGAAAGAGAGGCCGCUAGACCAUUUUAUGCCGGGAACAAUAUCACUAAGAACUUAUUGUAUACACACACUUGUAGCUCACGCGUAGACUUUUAGUUGCACUUAAGGUACGGUAAGUAAAAGUUAGAUAAAUGGUGGGAUGACAUGAAUAUAGUGCCGUACUAAAGGAUGCUUGAGGGGCAACGAAUUGACGAUUGGUUUCCGAUGUAAGUGGUCUGUGGCGAUAUCAUACUGCCAGACGACGAUAUCAGGUUAUAAAACGGUUGGAUCUCAAGGUCUUACGCCAAGCUCAACUGUUAAGUGCUGGUUGGGAAAGAAUUCAAAGCUGCACUAAUAAUAGUUAUGUUUAUAGUACGAUGGAUUUGAAAAUAGAAGUCAAAAAAAGCACACAAUCAGAAGGCAGUUUUCACGAGAGCGAGAUGAAGUCUCACCAGGCUCGACUCUGCACAAGCUGUGAUCAACCGAUUGACGAUCGCUUUCUAUUUUGCGUUAACGAUGUGUAUUGGCAUGAAAGCUGCCUCGAAUGUUGUGUUUGUCGCUGUCCUUUGACCGACUCUUGUUACAGUAAGGAAAACAAACUUUUCUGCAGAGGUGAUUACAGAAGACUUUUUGGUGCUAAAUGCUCGACAUGCAAACAAGAUAUAGCUGCCAAUGAGCUGGUGAUGCGAGCAAUGCACAAUGUAUACCAUCUUCAUUGUUUCAAAUGCUACGAGUGUGGCCAGUCACUGGAGAAGGGUGAUGAAUUCGGAUUAAAGGAUGACCGGCUUUUCUGCAGAGAAGACCUGAAUGGAAUCAGGCCCGAGAAAGAUGUCAUAUCAGACUCCACACAUGCUGCUUCGGAUAAGAGUGAAGCAUCGCCAGUCUCCAGUGAUAUUAGCUGCGAAACGAAAUCACCCAAGAGGCCAAGAACAAUAUUGACAAGUGCUCAAAGAAAAGCCUUCAAGGCUUCCUUCGAGAUGACACCAAAACCAUGUAGAAAGGUUCGAGAGGAAUUGUCUCGUGAUACAGGAUUAAGUGUUCGAGUUGUUCAAGUGUGGUUCCAAAACCAGCGAGCAAAGCUAAAGAAAAUUGCUAAGAAAAAUAAUCCCAACCAAAUGGAUGAUAGUCCAUCCAAACGAUCAGCGAAGUCCAAAAAGAAAGUUAAAACGCGAAGCAGGUCGGGUUUGGAAUGCGAUGACAAGAAACGAUCGUGUAGGCGAGAUUGUUCGAGCAUAAGCGAUACACCACCACACACUCCGCUUACAACACCAUUUUCAAACCAUUUACAACCGUUUGAUAACAUGAUACCUAUGCAUGAGAGCUUUCCACACAUUCCUCCACCGAAUCUGGAGCCUUUCUACCCUACGCCACCCUCGAAUUCAGGACAAAGCAACAACUAUUCGUGUUUAUCCCCAAGCGACCUUCCUCCACCGCCAUAUUCAAUGGCACAGAACUUUCAGCACGGGGAUGGAAUGAUGAUGGAAAAUGGCAGGAUCUCAGGCAUGCUAAACUAUGGACACGAUAUGACGUCACCGUUCAUGGACCAUUCAGGGCAUGGGCGGCAUAUGCAGAUGUUGAACCAUGCCUUAAAUUCAUAUUAAAUGGGAAUACCCGUCGAUUCGAUCAUAAUGUCAAUGCUGGACGGUAGUUUAAAGAUUGCCCACAGAGGUGGCGGCUGGAAAUGUUUUCUGGUCAUGUUAGAUUAACGUACACAAGAACUAACUAGAUUUUGCCUCCGUAUCGAUGUGGCUACAAGUUUAAAUACGUUUGACUGUAAACGAAAGUAAUUUAAUUUCAAUGGUAGUUUCCUUGAGAGUGUAAAGAAGCCUUGUAGGCAUGUGAGAACCCCGAUGUCUAGGUUCGAAAGUGGCAGAUUAUUUCAACACUAAGUUUCAAGUUCCUUGCCAUGUGUGAACUAAGACUGAAGUAAAAUAUACAUAUUAACAUGGAUGAAUUUUGUCAUCAAUGCCCCUUUUCACCAAUGUUUAGCCAAUUUUCGCAGUCAAAAUGCGAAUUCAAAUAUAAAUAGGUCUUCACGAACAACAAGACCUGUUUUUGUUACCUGGCCAUAAAAUAAUCCAUUUUAUUGAACCAUCAAGCAUAAGUUUCCCACGUCUCAGGAAUAAGGAACAAUUGAUCUUGAGGCCUCUAGUUAUUUAGACAAUGAUCAUAAUAAAUUCAAGAACCACAUAUCCGUGAGCAAACAGGAGAAUCAAAGGAUCUUCCAUUUUGUUCUAAACAGGAUUCACUGGCGUGGCUGCAAUCAAGAUUGACAGUCUAUCCGUAUCCAUGUGGAUGCAGUGGGGCAAAUAGCAAAACGCUUGUCUGAUGGAUAUGUGAAAUAGAUCUAAAAGAUCUGCAACUCAAUCCACGAUUAAUUUCUGGAAUACUUAGAAUCUUAUUCAAUAAGAUGUCAUUCAGUAAUUUCUUUAUUGCUACUCUCGUUUACGCUCAAUUAUCAAAAGCAGUAAAUUAGCCAUGAUCGUGCUAACUAGCAUCUCUGUGUCCUUGACAUCUGUAGAAAUCUGAUGUGCUUAUUGACUCUCAUUUUAUUUGGGACCCUGUAUGGAGGAUUUGGUUACGUAUGUAGAGAAGUAUUUAUUCGAUGAAGUUGCAGAUUUCGUUAAACAGUAGGUUGCUAUAUCAAUUCAAAUCAUCGAAUAAUAGUCGUUUUCUCUGCUCUCUACCUUAAAGUCUAAAUGAAAGCAAAUUCCCCGUCCCUAAAGGCAAGAGUAUCCGCAAUUGUAAAUUCGAGUCAACGUAUAUGAUCUUUCCUUUCAUUGACGGUGAUGACUCACAUAUUUGAAGACUAGAAUUCAUGUGGUAGUUAUCUAAAAUGAAUCCUAUUAUAACAAGCCAAAAAAUGAGGAAUGGGGCAAUGAGUCAUCUUUCUGAUAGCAAUGAUGGUCCGUUUCUCCUUUCAAAUGUCUCUUUAUGAAAUUUCUAUUUGUUUUACCAAAAUCCAAAACUUAUCUUUGCAUUAAAUAUUGAAUGUUGCGCAGUUGUCUGGGAAAAAAUCUGAACCAGAACAUGAAAUGAGUACCUAAACAAUUAAUUGGUAGUAUGUUACGAAGAUACCUAAGCUCUAGUCUGUAUUUCUCUUUCUGCCAGAAGAUAGUCCAUUCAAGAUUUUCCUUAAACACCAAUUUAAAGAGAGGCUUUUUAUCACAUUUUAUAGAGACAGUUUAGUAGUAGUUCUCAAAAGCUAAGAUUACAGUGAUUCAAUUGAGAUAAGUGCCUCUACCAAGGUCCUUGGUAUACUAAAAUAAAGUUAUGUACAUUGUCAAGCGUAUCCUCCUUUCCCGCUCCAAAAUUGUUGUUUUCAUGAUUUAUAUUGGUUCAGGAAAAUGAAACAUGAUGGUAGUGUUUUCUAAACUCUUGGAAACUGGUAAUUUAUUGCAAAGGAACCUUUAAGCUGCAGGGGCUUUCGAAAUCUUUCGACAGGUAUAGUGACAAAAUCAUUUCAAAUACACUCAAUUUUAUAGAAGAAAAUUUCUACAAGAAAGGAGUACUGCUUUUCUCGAAAAAAAUUAAGAAACUUCACGAAUCAAACUAUUUCAGCAAACAAUUUGCAAUUUCUUCCGGCCAACAUGAAAAAUAUCAUGUUUUCCGUAAUGGAAUAAAUCGCAAAAUAUAAAUUGAGAUAUAUGAAUUAUAAUAUUUUCCCAACACGAAAAACUACACCUAAGAUCCAAAAUAUUAAAAUUGAUCAAGCUAAAACAAAUCAACUCUCAAGCAAAAAUGAGUGGUGAAAAUUACGGCAUGGUUUAUAAACUGGAGAACUCAACAUCGAACUUGUUUCUUAAAACAUUUGAGAGUGGCAGGUGCAAGGUUGCUCUGUAUCUCAAAGUAUUUUUCAUUCUAUUUUUUUAUUUCUUUCAUAAUUGAAGAAUAACAGAAUAUAUGGUGUCAUCGAAGGAAAACACUGAAACGAUUGGUAAAUCAACAAACAAGGGAAAAAAUGAACAAGUGUUCGAGACAGAAUAUGGAGAAUCUAUUAAUCUUGUCAUAAAAUAUAGUUUGAGGUAUGGGUUCAAUUGCAAAUGCAUUUUAAUUGAUCGACAAUAGUUUAAUUGCUUUUGCAAUUAAAAAGGAAGAUAUAAUCGCUGUGAAUACAUCUAAUUUUAUUGUCAAUAAUGAUUUCAAUUAAAAAGCUUUGAGAAUAAUCAAGUAAAGUAAGGCCUAUAAAACUAUUUUCAUG
This is a messenger RNA of Rhopilema esculentum, 4947 nucleotides long. Its product is annotated as LIM homeobox transcription factor 1-beta. Gene Ontology annotation, cellular component: nucleus. NCBI's taxonomy places the organism in Eukaryota, Metazoa, Cnidaria, Scyphozoa, Rhizostomeae, Rhizostomatidae. Gene Ontology annotation, biological process: neuron differentiation; regulation of transcription by RNA polymerase II. Gene Ontology annotation, molecular function: DNA-binding transcription factor activity, RNA polymerase II-specific; RNA polymerase II transcription regulatory region sequence-specific DNA binding. The record is from RefSeq and is a predicted model, not a curated record.